CCCCAAAUUCACGGAAACAACGACGGCAAGUCCGCAACGAAGAUAGCGACGCUGCUGGUCCACACUAAUCGAUGGCGACAAAAAAUCAUUCUCUGUUAUUUUUUGGAUACACACUUCAAGCAUAACAGGUUCUUUAAGCAAUAUGUAUCAGGUUCAAGCUCCGUAGUAAUGGCAAAAUGCAGUGCAGAAUUAACAUUGCGAAGGAACAUUCUCUGUAAAGAAGGAACAUUGCGAUUCCAUGCCCUCUGUUGAUACACGCAAAAACAGUGCCUUUUCUUUGGGUUCUCAAGGAAGAAGAUCAAAGGUUGAGUUCAGAUCACUUGCCAAGGUGACUGAUUCUUCUUCCUCUUCGGCUUGAUUUUGUCCAAGCCCAUUGGGCAGACAUCCGGUCCUAAGAUUCUGGAGUACAAUGGGCCUUAGUUGCUGGGUAGUUUAGUGCGGCCCAUCCCAUAAUCCUACUAAGGGUUUGGGCCCAAGUCUUCAACGGUCCAAAGGACGUUUUACAGUCUGUCCUACAAUCGAAUCGACGGCCGAGAUAUAGCCGUAGCAGGUGCAAGUUUCUCUGUCUCUCUCACACACAAAUACACGCACGUGGGCAAAUAUAUCACAGCGACAUUCCGGGUUUUGGUGUUCGUUGCCGUCGGAAAGAAUCGUUGGAAUAUGCGGUGAUUGAAUGGUCUUUUGAACUCUGAAGGUGAGAAUUCACAGCGUGAAGCCAUUUGCACUAUUUCAAAAUGCAGUCACAAGAUAUAAGAAAAUGGUUCAUGAAGCAACAAGACAAAGGCACUGGGAAUGGCAAUUCAUCAAAGCAGACAAAGUCCUCUACACCGGAAAAGCCUUCUGCGCUCACUCCUCAGUCUGGAAAAUUGGUACAAGGAAUGCAAGAAUGUUCUGGUAGGAGGAAAACAAGCAAAUAUUUUGCUAAAGAUGGGAAAAAUGCAAAGGAUGAGAUGGAGGUUGAGGAAAGUUCUACAGAAAAGAAGGGACAAAGGGGCAGUAUGGAGUUAACCAAAGUAAAGUCCCCACCUGGAAAAAAAAUCCACAAACUUGAGAAUGAUGAUGAAGAUGAAGAUUUUGUUAUCCCUACUUCAGGGAAGGGGUCGGUGGAUACCACUCCAAACAAGAAACUGAAAAGUGGUUCUGGUAAAGGAGUUGCUCAAAAACUUGUUAAUGAGAGUGACGAGGAUGAUGGUGGAAAGGUACAAUCUAAGUCAAAAUCUGCUGGAAGGGGUAGGGGUCGUGGUGCGAAAGGUUCUUCGAUCACUCCAACAACCACAAAAGGCAUGGAUGUUGAUGAAAGUGACCCAGAGGAUAUGGAUGAUAACGAUGCCAAUUCUAUAAAAUCUGGUGGGCGAGGCCGCGGUGGAAGAGGUGCACCAGCAGGUGGAAGAGGCAGGGGUGGUGGAGGAAGGGGUGGGUUCAUGAACUUUGGUGAGAGGAAAGAUCCUCCUCAUAAAGGAGAGAAGGAAGUUCCUGAAGGUGCUCCUGACUGUUUAGAUGGGUUGACUUUUGUGAUUAGUGGAACACUUGACAGUUUAGAAAGAGAAGAAGCUGAGGACUUGAUCAAACGCCAUGGCGGGCGUGUUACUGGAUCUGUCAGCAAAAAGACGAAUUAUCUUCUUUGUGAUGAAGACAUUGGUGGCCGGAAGUCCGCCAAGGCUAAGGAGCUUGGUACUGCUUUUCUUACGGAGGAUGGUUUAUUUGAUAUGAUUCGAACAUCAAAUAAAUCAAAAACCUCUGCACAGAUUUCAAAGAUGCCAGUCGAUAAGGUUGCACCGUCUCCUCCUAAGAAGAGCCCUCAAAAGUCUGGAAAAACUGAACAUGCUGCCAAUCUUGUUGCAAGGAUAGAUGUAAAAGGAUUGACCUCUCGCGCAUCUUCUUCCAAGCGAAAAGAUCAAUCUACGGCACAAACUUGGUUGCCGUGGACCGAAAAAUAUAGGCCAAAGGUUCCAAAUGAUAUUGUUGGGAAUCAGUCCCUGGUGAAGCAGCUCCAUGAUUGGUUAGUAAAUUGGAAUGAACAAUUCCUUAACACGGGGAAAAAGGGGAAGGGAAAGAAACAGAAUGACUCUGGAGCAAAGAAAGCUGUGCUGCUGAGUGGCACACCUGGCAUUGGAAAGACUACAUCAGCGAAGUUAGUAAGUCAGAUGCUUGGUUUUCAGACAAUUGAGGUUAAUGCUAGUGACAGUCGAGGAAAAGCUGAUGCUAAAAUAGAGAAAGGAAUUGGUGGAAGUACUUCGAAUUCUAUCAAAGAACUUGUUAGCAAUGAAGCCCUGAAUCUUAAAAUGGACUGCUCUCAGCCUCCGAAGACUGUUCUUAUUAUGGAUGAGGUUGAUGGCAUGUCUGCUGGAGAUAGAGGUGGCGUAGCUGAUCUUAUUGCCAGCAUCAAAAUCUCAAAAAUUCCUAUAAUAUGUAUAUGUAAUGAUCGCUACAGUCAGAAACUUAAGAGCCUAGUAAACUACUGCUUACUUCUUAGCUUCCGGAAGCCAACAAAGCAGCAGAUGGCUAAAAGGUUAUCGCAAAUAGCAAAAGCAGAAGGCCUUCAAGUUAAUGAGAUUGCUCUUGAGGAACUUGCUGAAAGAGUUAAUGGAGAUAUCCGUAUGGCCCUCAACCAACUGCAGUAUAUGAGUCUCUCAAUGUCUGUCAUUAAGUUCGAUGACAUCAAACAGCGCCUUCAAAGCAAUUCAAAGGAUGAAGAUAUAUCCCCCUUCACAGCUGUUGACAAGUUAUUUGGCUUCAAUGGUGGAAAGUUGAGAAUGGAUGAGAGAAUUGACCUUAGCAUGAGUGAUCCUGAUCUUGUUCCCCUUCUUAUCCAGGAAAACUAUAUCAAUUAUAGGCCAAGCUCAGCUGGUAAGGAUGAUAAUGGAAUGAAAAGGAUGAACUUACUUGCUCGGGCUGCUGAGUCCAUUGGGGAUGGUGAUAUUAUUAAUGUCCAGAUUCGAAGGUACCGACAGUGGCAGCUCUCUCAGAUUGGUUGUCUUGCAUCUUCUAUAAUUCCUGCAGCUAUAUUGCAUGGGCAACGGGAAACACUUGAGCAGGGGGAACGCAAUUUCAAUAGAUUUGGUGGCUGGCUGGGAAAGAACUCAACUAUGGGCAAGAAUUACAGGCUUCUGGAGGACCUGCAUGUUCAUCUUCUUGCUUCUCGUGAAUCUAACCUGGGAAGGGCACCAUUGCGGCUUGACUACCUUACUCUUCUUUUGAAGCGGUUGACUGAUCCUUUAAGGGUGCUACCGAAGGAUGAAGCUGUUGAAAGAGUUGUGGAGUUCAUGGAUCUGUACUCCAUUAGUAUGGAGGACUUUGACACCAUGGUUGAGAUGUCAAAAUUUAAGGGGCAUCCAAAUGCACUGGACGGCAUACAGCCUGUGGUAAAAUCUGCACUAACAAGAGCUUAUAACAAAGGCAGUUCAUCGCGUGUGAUUCGAUCUGCAGAUCUAAUCACACUUCCUGGAAUAAAAAAGGCUCCCAAGAAGCGAGUUGCAGCCAUGUUAGAACCCGUCGAAGAGACAUUAGCAGAAGAAAAUGCUGAGAACGAAGAAGAAAUCUCAUCAGAUACAGAGGACCAGGAGGAGGAGCUAAUUGAUUCAGAUAAGAAACUGCAGGCAGACCUGGAGUCUUUAAAUUCAAAGGGGAUCCAAGUACAAAUGGAGUUGAAGGGCUCAGGAAGCUCCUCAAGCGCCAAAAAGCCGCCCUCAGGCAGAGGAAAAGGAAGUGCUGCAACAUCGGAUGGCAAAGGUGGUCGGGGGUCUAGGGCUGCUUCCAAGAGAAAGAGAUAAGAGUGUUGCCACUGUGUAUAACAGACGAGUCGUAAUUAGCCUGUUUUUUCUCCGCAGUUUUGGUUCUGCUUUGGGUGGUGAAGUUGAUGGAAUGGUAGAUGGUCUUAUCUAAUUCUGGAGCAGAAUGAUUUUGUGUAACUGAGUUGUGUGAAAAUAUGAAGAUAAAGCAUUUUGAGUGCUGCUUUAUUUAGUGAUUGCAUUUAACUCGAGUAGUUCUUCUGCACUCAUCAUUGCCA
Molecule: messenger RNA, 4006 nt
Organism: Sesamum indicum (sesame)
Lineage: Eukaryota; Viridiplantae; Streptophyta; Magnoliopsida; Lamiales; Pedaliaceae
Gene: RFC1
Product: replication factor C1
Biological process (GO): DNA replication; DNA repair
Cellular component (GO): nucleus; DNA replication factor C complex
Molecular function (GO): DNA binding; ATP binding; DNA clamp loader activity
Source: RefSeq, a predicted model, not a curated record